Pseudomyrmex gracilis is the source of this 2752-nucleotide messenger RNA. RefSeq lists its product as uncharacterized. The record is from RefSeq and is a predicted model, not a curated record. Gene Ontology annotation, cellular component: plasma membrane. Gene Ontology annotation, molecular function: stretch-activated, monoatomic cation-selective, calcium channel activity; protein binding. NCBI's taxonomy places the organism in Eukaryota, Metazoa, Arthropoda, Insecta, Hymenoptera, Formicidae. The transcript has 4 exons. The coding region runs from base 12 to 1487 and encodes 491 amino acids. Gene Ontology annotation, biological process: calcium ion import across plasma membrane.
GAGAAGAACGAAUGGCUGAUGGAUGCGGACGCGUCAACAGCUCGUCUGAAAAACAGAAAGGAGAAAAAGAUUUAUUUAAAAUUGUUGGGAUGUCGUUGAUGUUGUCGGAGAUCUUGCUUCUUGCGUGUUUCGUUUUGUCCGACGCGCGAAAUCCGAUCACCACUUACUCCAAGACCACGGUGCAACACACGAAGACGUCCAAGUCAGUGGACACACCGUACUCGAUGUUGACGACUAUCGAUCAAAAUCAUCAGACGCCGCGAUACGAAUCGAAGUACAACCGUAACGUCGAUCAUAGUCACAGCGAGCAGAACGGUCAGAGACAAGAUGAAGAAGAAGAAGACGAAGAAGAGGAGAAGGCGAAGCCGCGGCAACAUCCGUACACCGAAUACACCUGGGAGAUCAAUCAAAUAAAUCCGUGGUUGUCGGCUUGCGAUCUCGCGGGACCAGAUCCCCCGGAUCUUCGAGGCGAAUGUCGCCCGUCGCAGAUGUUCGACUACGUCCAGUGGUGUCCAAUGUCGUGCCCAAAACUGGACGAGAACAUCGCGGAUUUUACUUCCAGUAAAACUUCCGGCAAUAAGGAGAAGAAGCAAAGGAAGUGUCUCUCUUAUCUGGAUGAGUCGUAUAAAAAGAAAAUUUGCAGGGACGACGACACCAGGGAAAAGAGAUACAAUUCCACAAGCAAGCUGCGUCUACGGCACUGUUGCCACCAUUCGGUGGUUAGUGCCUUGGCGCCGGGCAAAGACGGUCCACUCGAGGACGUACUGAAGGGCGGACUUAAAUGCGAAGCCGUUCUGGACAAACUGAUGGCCGUUGAUGAUAUGACGGCACGAAUAAUUUGCGAAUUUGAGGAAGUGAUAGGCCGGUUCGAUUGUCGCCAAACAUACUCUGUGGUGCACAACUGCUCGCACUGUCUGGACUCGUACAGAAAAUGGAUUUGCAGUGUCAUGGUACCUUAUUUUGCCCACGACCCAAAAGACGCGACUACUCUGACUGUUAAUUGGACCAGAAUCAGACCUUGCCGAUCAGUGUGUUACAAAGUGGAGCAAACCUGUCCUUACUUGGUGCCUACUGAUCGUGCUCCAGCACUUUCUACGCAAUACGCGGGCGAAGGCACUUUCCUUUGCCAAGACCCAGAUAUACCUGAGGCUGGCGAGCAAGCCGUGAAGUCCCUGCACAGUAACAAAGGCGAAUGCUGUUAUAGAUUGCAUGACAUUUUCGAUACAGGAAUACGCGCUAAUUGUUCAGAGCCGUGGAAAAACGGCAGAGUCAACGAUCCGCCCACAGCGCCCCAUUGCACAAUUGCCAUAAGUUCGAGCUUACAGGUGAGCGGUAUCCAGGAACCGUUUUGCGGACAGGGUCGCGUUGGUGUAGUUUUAAAAAAGAACGUAACAUUCUCAUCCAGCCCGAGUUUGCUGACUGUUCAACGAUUCGUCUGGAUUUGGAUCUUGUUCUCCGUCCCAGCAAACGUUCUAUGGGACUAUUAAUUUUCUCACAAAAACCAUGUGUAUAUAAGAUAUAGAGAAUGUGUUUAUAAUAUACAUAAAGUUAUUUGUUAUAAAAAUUGUUGUCAAAGAAUUAAGAAAAAUUAUGUCAAAGUUAAGUGUGGCUGUUGAAAAGUAAGUGUAAUAGCUAAAACGUGCCAAGAUCACGUUUCAUUAAACAAUUUGCUUUAAUUUUGACUAUUUUUCUCGCAAGCGUUUGUUUUGUUUUUUGUUUACAACCAGUGUAUGAUGUCAAUAAUAGGACACACCUCACGGCAAGAUGUUUAUUGCCUAAAAUUGGUUUCAAGUUGUCGCAAUAUUGAUGCAGAGCAAAUUGUUAACCACAUUACACGUAAAAAUAUUCUACACAUUUUGUUUAACGAUUACUCCAAAUGUUUAAAUUGAUUAUUAAAUUAUUGAAUUUUCUUUCUUGCCGUGACUGUUUAAGCACUGACUUUGUUUCUCUCUAGAAUAUUUCUGUUAAAUCAAUUAUUGAAUGGUUAGUUCAAACAAUUGCACAGAAUAUUCAAUCUUCUCGUCAUUAAAAUGUUGUCUUGAUGAAAAACAAUGUUUAUUGACACGGGUAUAGUUUGUCAAUUAAUCAACUGUGAGAGAAAGUUAGAAGUUUACUCGGUAAUAAAAGAAAAAACUUGUGAUGUAUGAUGAUGUAAUACACCGAAAAUUUUGUAAUAGAAAAUUGACGAAUAGACAAUUUAUGUGACGGAAAAGUGACUACACGUAUAUACACCCCCAAAUAUACACCCGUAUUUUUUUUUUUAACUAUUAUUAAAAAUCUUGCGAUGUUUUUCAGUGGUAAAACUGUUGAAGUUUUAAUUUCGGAUUUAAAUUAGACGAUGAAAGGGGGGAUCUCAUGGAAACGGUGAAAGGAAGAGCGAUAAAAAAAAACAAAGCAAAAAUACAACGGAGAGAUAGAUAGAGAGAAAGAGAGAGAGAGAGAAGUUCAGUACGCGGAGAACGAUGAAGUCCCGUGAAACACUUUCUCAGCGGCCACGGCGACUGCAACGUGACUUGCCGUACCACGUGACUCGCGCGUCCAAUUGGGUCGACCGCGGAUCGACGGUCACGUUGCAGUCGGUAUGGCUCGACCAUCCCGCAUGUCUCUGCACGCUACCCCCCUCGUCUUCGGUAUCCCGCGAUUAAUGCGUUUGCAUAUGCGAGUGACUGCUAGAACGGUGCGGUGUGGUUUUUUUCUCGUGCUACCGUGGAGUAAGAUAAAGUAAAAAAAAAAAAAAAAAAAAAAAAAAAAA